CCAGUAAACAUGUGAAAAAAUCCGAAAUGAUAGGGACUCCUUUGCUAUAGAUGAUUCAGUAAAUAGAGAGCCUACAACACACAACAGCAGUUCCAGGUUGUUGGGUAACCUCAGAGUAACUGAAAUGAAAAUGGAUUGCAUCUCAUCCAUAAGAAACAUUUUUAUUCUUCAGCUGGGGCUUUGGCUUCCUCUGGCUUUAGCAGACACUCACUCUCUGAAAUAUUUCUACACGGCUGUGUCAGGAGACAUUGACCUUCCAGAGUUUACUGCUGUGGGUCUCUUGGAUGAUGAGGAAUUCAUGUAUUUUGACAGUAACAUAAAGAGAGCUAUUCCUAAAACAGAUUGGAUCAGAGACAAUACUGGGACAGAUUACUGGGACCAGGAGACUCAGACAGACAUUGGUCAGCAUGAGGUCUUCAAGAAAAACAUUCAGAUAGCAGUGCAACGCUUCAUGCAGUCAGCAGGUGUGCACACAUUACAGAACAUGUAUGGCUGUGAAUGGGAUAAUGAGACUGGAUUCAUAAAUGGGUUUGAUCAGUUUGGAUAUGAUGGACAGGAUUUUAUAGCUCUGGAUAUGAAGCACAUGACAUAUGUUGCUCCAGUACCACAAGCAGUCAUCACUAAAAACAAAUGGGACAGUGACAGAAAAAGGCUUGAGUAUGAGAAACAGUACUUGACCAAAGUGUGUGUGGAAUGGCUGAAGAAAUAUCUGGCAUAUGCGAAUAGCACACUGGAGAGAACAGUCUCUCCUGAGGUGUCUCUCUUGCAGAGGGAUCCCUCUUCUCCAGUUGUGUGUCAUGUUACAGGUUUCUACCCCAGGCAAGUGAUAAUUUCCUGGCAGAAAAAUGGUCAAGACCUUAGUGAGGAUGUGGAUCUUAGAGAGACCGUCCCUAAUGGAGAUGGAACCUUCCAGAAGAGCAGUGUCCUCUAUAUGAGGCCUGAGGACUGGAGGAAUAACCCUGAGACAUAUUCAUGUGUGGUUCAGCACAGGAGUCUGACAGAGGACAUUGUUAUCCAACUGAAACCAGAGAAUGUCAAAUCCAACCUAGGGGUGGGUGAUAUUUCGCAUAUACCUGAGUUAUUACGAGCUGUUCUACAUGGGAUGUACACUGUAAAAAAGAAUCUGUAUAAUAUAUGGUAAAAUACUGGCAGCUGUGGUUGCCAGAGCUUCACCAUAAAAAAUGUGGUGACAAUAUAUAAGACGUUAUGGUAUGCUUUUUGGCAACCGUAAAUUUAUAGUUGAGAACUGUUGUUUGUUUACGAUAAAUUACUAUGAAGAAAACAGAUAUAUUGUAAAUGUGUUUAAGGUAAUUUGCUUUAAAAAUAACAGCCAUAAUGUAAACCUGUUUACAUCAAACUAUUUUAAAAACAAGAGAUAUACUGUAAACCUAAUUACAGUCAACCUCAGUGAUAAACAACUGUAUAUUACGGUCUUUUAUUGCAAAGUUCAACUUUACAGUAAAUUACCGGCAGCUGUGGUUGCCAGAAUUUCCCUGGCAAAAAAUAUGGUACAACACAUAACGCAUAACAGUUUGUUGGCAUAGAUUUCACAGUCAGCAACUGCUUAUGGUAAAUUACAAAGGAAAUAACAAAUAAAGCCCACUAUAAACCAAAGUACAGGCUGUCACUGAUAAACUUUAAGAAACUGUUUUUGCAUUUACACAUUCUCUGUGAAAAACAAAUUUAACCAAUCCAAUAUCUUGUCCAGUAUACUUACAAAAAGCAGUGUUGAGAUCUUGAACAAACAGCAUAUGUCCAUAUACUGUAUAUGAAGUAUAAUCCAUGGAAUGAAUAAUGAAUAAACAUUAUGAAAAAAUUA
Molecule: messenger RNA, 1819 nt
Organism: Chanos chanos (milkfish)
Lineage: Eukaryota; Metazoa; Chordata; Actinopteri; Gonorynchiformes; Chanidae
Product: H-2 class I histocompatibility antigen, K-K alpha chain
Exons: 4
Coding region: 125-1141 (338 amino acids)
Biological process (GO): immune response
Cellular component (GO): external side of plasma membrane
Source: RefSeq, a predicted model, not a curated record